AUGGGCAUCGAAUAUCAGGGUCACAAUUUUCCCACGUCUUUUGCAUCUUGCAGCAUCCCUCCCCACUUCAAAGCCGGUCUACCUGAAAAAUUGGAGGCCAUUCGCAAUGCUGGAUUUGAUGGAAUAGAAAUCUCCAUGCCAGAUAUACUGGCGUAUGGCAGUCAUAUCGAAGGGAAGAAAAUUCGCGAGGAUGACUAUGAUACCCUAUCGGACGUGGCUGGGAAGAUUCGUAUUCUGACUGAUCAACUUGGCCUUGAGAUUCUCAUGCUGCAACCGUUUUCGAGAUUUGAGGGAUGGCAAAAAGAUCAGCACCCACAGGAAAGAAGCGAAGCCUUUACUCGCGCCAAGGGGUGGAUAAGGAUUAUGGAGUCGUUGGGCACCGAUAUGCUGCAGGUUGGCUCAUCCGAUGCAGAAGAUAUAUCACCCUCCUUGGAUGAGCAUGCUCAAGACCUUCAAGAAUUGGCGGACCUGCUCGGGGAGAAAGGUUUCCGGCUCGCGUACGAAAACUGGUGUUGGGCAACCUAUGCUCCCACAUGGAAAGAUGUUUGGGAGAUAUCACGCAAGGCCGAUCGCAAAAAUAUCGGUCUCUGCUUGGACACCUUCCAAUCAGCUGGCGGAGAAUAUGGUGAUCCAUCUACGGAGUCAGGCUAUAUCGAAGACUUCAGUUCAGCUGAGCUUGACAGCCGAUGGAAACAUAGUUUGGCCGAACUAGAGAACACGGUUCCAGGAGAUAAGAUAUUCCUGCUUCAGAUUUCAGAUGCAUACAGAAUGAAGCCGCCUCUGCACGACACCAAGGAGAGGCUGAGAUCAGUAUGGAGUCAUGAUUAUCGCCCGCUACCCUUCAAUGGAGGGUAUUUGCCGAUUCAAGACUUUCUAAAGUCUGUUUUGCGAACCGGUUUUCGGGGCUGGCUUUCUGUUGAAGUGUUUGAUUCGAAGCCCAAGGAAAGAUCGUCAAUGGAGAGUUUUACAAAGGCAGCAAUGGAUUCCUUGACCCGCAUGCUUGUUGCCACGAUGGAGUGA
Molecule: messenger RNA, 1020 nt
Organism: Trichoderma aggressivum f. europaeum
Lineage: Eukaryota; Fungi; Ascomycota; Sordariomycetes; Hypocreales; Hypocreaceae
Exons: 2
Coding region: 1-1020 (339 amino acids)
Source: RefSeq, a predicted model, not a curated record